This is a messenger RNA of Drosophila novamexicana, 695 nucleotides long. Its product is annotated as transmembrane protein 222. The coding region runs from base 142 to 666 and encodes 174 amino acids. Lineage: Eukaryota; Metazoa; Arthropoda; Insecta; Diptera; Drosophilidae. The transcript has 2 exons. The record is from RefSeq and is a predicted model, not a curated record.
UGUGUGUGUGUGUGUGGGUUUUCCGACGUUAUCAGCCUUUAAUGAUAAUCGGAAAAUUUUUUGAGUGGCAGUGGCAUAUUGAUAUCAAGGCAGCCAUUUACGUCCGGCAAUCCGCAGCAACCGGAGGACAUCGAGCGCGCUAUGGGUGGAGCCGAAGAACAUGCUUCACAGCGUUUGCCGCCCAUUGACUAUGAUCUGGAUCGCUUUCCAUAUUGUAUUGUUUGGACACCAAUACCAGUGCUCACUUGGAUAUUGCCAUUCAUCGGUCACAUGGGCAUCUGCAUGAGUAAUGGCGUAAUCAGGGAUUUUGCUGGACCAUAUCUGGUGACGGAGGACAGAAUGGCAUUUGGACGUCCCACACGCUAUUUGCGCUUGCAUCCGAAAAACGUCGAGGGUGGCUCCUAUGCCUGGGAUGAGGGUGUCUCCAAAGCUUCUGUCCUAUACGGCACGCGCAUGCACAACAUAUUUUGUGAUAACUGUCACUCGCAUGUCGCGACGGCUCUCUGCAAUAUGCAAUACAAGGACAGCACCAGCUGGAACAUGAUCAUUCUGUGCUUCUGGUUGUUCGUUUGCGGCCGCUAUGUAGGAGUCUGUGGCUUCAUCAAGACCUGGUUGCCGUUUCUAAUACUACUAACUGUUGUUGUUUUGCUCGCUGUGUACUUUUAGGGCCUACCAAUUAAAUCAGUUAAUCAAAA